UCUUAAUUCUCAAUCUCCUUAUUUCUCUUUCUAGUCACUUUUUGGUCUUACCGUCUUACCCCAAACCAAGAAAACAAUGCGACUAACCCACCUCCACAACCAAUCCAACUCGGAAUGAAACUCACUGAGUUUGAUACCUCCAUAACCAUGGCGGCCAAACCUUCUUCUUCUUCUUCUACUACCUCAUCUCAUCUUAAUCGUUCUGUUCUCGUCAUCGAUCUUAAUCAAGUACCAUCACCUUCUGAAACCCUACCUUCACCUUCGUCUUCGUCUUCUACCUUCAUUCUCUCUCCGACUUCUCUUGUUCGUUCCAUUCAUGAUAACCCUAACCUUCCUGAAGGUUUGCCGGCUGAGAUCCCUAAUGGUGUUGAUGUUUUGCCCUGUGCCGUUUGUGGUUGUUCUUCGGCGUUUGACUCUGAUAGGUUGGUUUGUGAUGGAUGUGAACGUGGUUUUCAUUUUUCUUGUACUGGAUUUCCUCUUCCGUCUACGGUUAAGCCGGAGGAUUGGCUUUGUAGGUUUUGUGUUGCUGAUGGUGUUUCUAGUAACCGUUGGCAGCUUGGGAGGAAGGAGGAUCGAGCUGUUAGACUUAUUGAUAUGAAUGCUUCACCGCCUAGCGAUGGCGAUGGAGAAGCUCUGGUCACGGCUGAUGCAGCCGCAGCUGCAGGGUCUAGCAGAAAUUUCUGUUUCAGUAAUAAUACUUUUGGAAGUGGCCUGCUUUCAUAUCCAAACUUUGUCUAUUCGGGUAAUGGGUUUGGCUUUCAGAAGGCAUCUGCAAUUGUAACACAUACAGUGAAAUUAGGUUUUCAAGAUAUUUUACAUAGCAAACUGUCAUCAGCUAGAGGUGUUGAUGACAUAAAGUAUGGAUCUCAGUUAGGUCGACAUAGGAGUAGUGGCACAGCAUUUAGAUUACCAUCAUGGAAUUCAAGUGAAGUUUUGCAGUCUCUUAAAGAAUUUGUUUCUGAAAGACAUGGUGUUUUAGAUGAAGGUUGGCGUGUUGAAUUUAAACAAUCUAAGAAUGGUUGUGAAUCGUAUGCUGUUUAUUGUGCACCAGAUGGGAAAAUGUUUGAAACCAUGUCUGAUGUGGCUAGUUAUCUUGGUUUGACAUAUAGUGGAAAUUCUUUGGAACUUGAAACAAGGAGUGACUAUAAUUCUACAUUACAUGGCAAUGGUUUGCAUCUACCUAAAAGAAGAAAGGUGAUGAAGAUUCCGGUUGGCAAUGGUUUCCUAGAGAACAAGGGCAAUUUUUCAUGUGGGUAUAAUAAUGGUUCGUUAUCAAAUUUCCAGAAAGAGCAUUUUAUGAGUAAGCCUGAUAAAAGUAUAGAAAUUAUGGCAUCUUUACCAGAAGAAAAUUGUGCUGCUGACUUGCAUCACUUCCAUGAAGGGCUUCCUCUUCAGUAUGAAGAUUUUUUUGUUCUGUCAUUGGGAGAGGUCGAUGCAAGAAUAUCUUAUCAUGAUUCCUGUCAGAUUUGGCCAGUGGGUUAUAGGUCAUGUUGGCAUGACAAAGUUACUGGAUCCCUCUUUCUUUGUCAUGUGCUUGAUGGUGGUGAUGCAGGACCAGUUUUCAAGGUCAGGAGGGUUUCAUGCUCUGCAAUCCCUAUUCCUUAUGGUUCAACAGUUCUGCAGAGGCAGCGUGGUACCUCUUUGAAUGGUUUAAGUAAAGAAGUUGGAGAUAAAACAAAUUUUUUGGAAGAAGAAAGCACUAUAGAGAUGCUUCUUGCAGAUCCUUGCUUCCCACCAGAAGAUGAUUCUUUGUCAUGGCUUUUAAGUAGUCCAAUUGAGGUUGAUGGUCAGAAGGUAAUUCAUUCAUCAUCUAAAAUCCAUUCUUCUUCAGAGAGAUCCCAAGAUGUUGUGGCUCAUAACUUAUCCACAGGGGAGAGGCUUGGUGAAUUUUCUGUGGAUGGUCGUUCGUCAUCUUUAUUAUGGAGCAUAUUAUCCCAGAAACUUGCUGAUACUUGCCGCCAAAUCUACAAGCAGAAGGGAUCUCUAAAGUUCUUCUGUAAACAUGUAGAAGAUGGCAUGUCAUCCUUAUAUGAUAUCAUGGCUUUUAAGAACAGAAAUCCAUUUUCUUCAUUGGAUAAAUUUUGCAGCUUAUUGGGCUCAUUGAAAGUCCCAUUGGUUGUGAAAAGUGAUGAAGAACUUGAUUCAACUCUUGAAGCAUUAAAGAGUUGGUUGAGUUUGGAUCGAUUUGGGUUGGAUGCUGAAUUUGUCCAGGAACUUAUUGAACAAUCUCCUGAUGUCCAUCGAUGUGAACAUUAUGAAUCUUUGGGAAGGAGAAAUGAUUGUUUGAGACUGCCUUUGGUUCGCAAUGGGCUGUUGCUCUUCAACGGCAAGAACAUAGAGCAAUGUAAGCAUGAUUCAUUAUUUUAUGGUUUGUAUAAAGAUUACAGGACAACUGAAGAGCCUGCUAGCAGCAUUCAUAAUCGCCCUGCUGGUACAGAUUUGGGCGCCAAGCUUCAACCUCAUCUUGUUGGAGAUGUUCUUCAGGUAUGGGAGCUUCUGCGCCGUUUUCAUGAAAUUCUGGGUCUGGAGUCUUUAAAAUUUGAUGAGCUUGAGGAAGAACUCAUUAACCCUUGGUUUGAGAGCUUGUCGAUGCAUGUAUCUUGUGAAAGAGACUCUCCAGGUGGUCAAAUCGUUUCUGCUGAUGGAUCAAGCAUCUUGAGUGAGCAUACUUCAGCAUCGAGUAGUGAAGUAGCUCAUCCUGGAGAGAACGGUUUUGUAGAGAUGCAAUCUGCUUCCUUAAGGGAGGAUGCUAAUGCCAAUCAAGCAUUGUCUACUUACAGGAAGUGCACAGGCAUAUCAUUGAGGAGGGCUCACAUCUCAUUACUUGAUGUGCUCGUGAGUGAGCUGCAGAUUAAAGUUGCGGCAAUGGUGGAUCCAAGCAUAGACGCAGAGUCUAAGUCACGGCGAGGUAGGAGGAGAGAUGUAGACAGCUCAAUACUUGCUAUCAGGCCAAAGCUUAAUCUACUGCCUAUUAAUGAAUUGACUUGGCCGGAAUUGACUCGGAGAUAUAUAUUGUCUGUGUUGUCAAUGGAUGGGAAUCUUGAUUCUGCAGACACUGUUAUGCGUGAAUGUGGAAAAGUCUUGCGUUGUUUACAGGGUGACGGAGGCGUCCUUUGUGGUUCACUUGUUGGGGUGGCAGGAAUUGAAGCUGAUGCUCUGUUGCUUGCAGAAGCCAAAAAACGCAUUUUUGGAUGUGUUAGCAGUGUUACUGAUCAUCUGACCAUAGAGGAGGAUGAUCCUGAACCUAUUGGUACUUCUGGAAAGAUCGGCAAUGGUGAUGGAAGUAUUCCAGAGUGGGCUCAAGCCCUUGAACCUGUGAGGAAAUUACCUACAAAUGUCGGAACAAGAAUCCGAAAGUGUGUGUAUGAGGCUUUGAACAAGGAUCCACCAGAUUGGGCAAGAAAGACCCUGGAACACUCGAUCAGCAAGGCAGUUUACAAGGGAAAUGCAUCAGGACCAACUAAGAAAGCUGUCCUGUCAGUGCUGGCAGAUGUUCUCAGUGAAGGCUCACAUCAGAAAACUCCAGAGGAAAGAAAAAAGAAGAUGGUUCUGUCUAUAUCCGACACUGUUAUGAGGAAAUGCCGUAUUCUUUUACGCCAGGCUGCUUCUGCUGAUGAAGAAAAAGUAUUUUGUAAUUUGGUUGGAAGAAAUUUGAUCCAUUCUUCUGAAAAUGAUGAUGACGGACUGCUUGGAUCCCCUGGAAUGAUCUCUCGCCCGUUAGAUUUUCGGACAAUUGACUUGAGGUUGGCAUUUGGAGCCUAUAGUGGUUCUCAUGAAGCGUUCCUUGAAGAUGUUCGAGAGUUGUGGAAUAAUAUUCGUGUCGCACACGCAGAACAGCUAGAGCUAGUUCAGCUGGCGGAAAGAUUGUCCGAGAACUUUGAGUCACUUUAUGAGGAAGAGGUUGUCGCUCUUGUUGAAAGACUGAAAGAAUACUCAGAAAUGGAACAGAUAAACGCUGAAGCGAAGAAGGAGAUUAAAGAUGUUCUUGCCUCCACGAGUGAUAUUCCUAAAGCUCCGUGGGAUGAGGGUGUCUGCAAAGUCUGCGGAAUUGAUAAAGAUGAUGAUAGUGUUCUUCUGUGUGAUUCGUGUGAUGCUGAAUACCAUACUUAUUGUUUGAAUCCUCCUCUUGCUAGAAUUCCUGAAGGGAAUUGGUAUUGUCCCUCGUGUGUUUCUGGAGUUAGUGUGUUGGAGAGAACCUCUAAAGGUUUUCAAUACAUUGGCCCACGGCAUCGUAGAAAGAAUCAUGGAGAGGGAGUUCAGAAUUACUUGGAGGAGCUUGCUCGAUUAGCUGCAGUAAUGGAACAGAAGGAAUACUCAGAAUUCAGUGUUGAUGAGAAAAUCUUGCUGCUUAAAUUUUUGUGUGAUGAGGUGCUCAACUCCAUUUUAAUCCGUCAACAUCUAGAGCAAUGUUUUGAAACUUCUGCCGAUUUGCAACAGAAGCUGCGGGUGCUGUAUUCGGAGUUGAAAAAUCUUAAACUACAGGAAGAUACAUUGGCUACCACAGCCACAAAGGUUUGUUCAGAUAUCCCAAUUGUGGCUGGAGAUGCUGAGCGAAAAAUUGGUAAGGUGGAUAACCAUAGCAUUUGUGCAGAGCUUCAGCAUGGUAUAACUGAAAGCAAUCAUGUUCCUUCUGUCUCUGAUAAUGCUCAAACAAAAGGGGAGGUGGGUUCUUUGCAUUCCAUUUUCUAUAGCAGAUGCCGAAAUGUUAAACACUUGGAGAAAAACAAAUCUGGUGACAUUCAAGUUAAGCAGUCUAUGGAUUCUGAUACUCAAGUUAAAGGUCUUGUGCCAACUGACGAUGAUGAGAAUACCUCUUGUGAAAAUCAUGGGUUCCGUGAAAGGUCAUCUAAACGUCACAAGAGCUCGUCUUUUCAGGCUUGUUUGGUUUUGAAUGAUGAUGUGCCGGAAACUAGUGGAAUCGAUAGUAAAUCUGUUUGUCAAGGUAAAGAGUGUGACAGUAGGUUGCUGGAUCUCUCCGCUGUGUGUAGAUCUGAAGAUCUUGAAGGGGUUUCUGUUUCUCCAGGCCCUUUGAACAUAGAAGCUGCUGAAACUGUUGUUUGUUUAGCUUCAAAGGAGGUGCAAGCUUCCAAUUUGAAGCAUAAUUCUGUGCAGAAGGAGCUGUCUGGACUUCAACAGUCAAUUGCAAAUGUAGAAUCACAGCUUAUGAUGUCUUCCGUGCGCAUGGAAUAUCUUGGUUGUGAUUCAUCAGGUCGGUUGUAUUGGGCAUCAGCCCAAUCUGGCGCACAUCCCCGGGUGAUUGUUGAUGGUACUAUGGCCUUGCAACCUAUAUCGCAGCAUGCUGGAUAUGGAAGCAUGGUGAGUGCUGGUAUAAAUGAUAGUCAUUUGAGCUUGGAGGGUUCGCGUGCUGGUUGUCCAUUUGUUAAUGGGACUAAUUCUUCUCAUCCAACUUGCUCCCGAUGGGUUUAUUAUCAAUCUGAAGAGGAACUUAAAGAACUAGUUAUGUCAUUAAAACUCAACAAUCCCAAAGAAAGAGAACUGAAGGAUUCUAUUUUGAAUUGGCAUAAGCUGAGAUCUCAUGAGUUGCAUCACUCUGGGAAACAUGAUAAGGCCCCAUCUUCAAUGUCUAUAUCUCCAGAAGAGAAUGAUAAGCCUGGUGCUCUUGUCACCAGAGCUGACACUGUGCUUGAGCAUAAAUAUGGACCUUUUUUUCAGGCAGAUAUGUUGGAAGAUGUAAAGAAAAGAUUGAGGCGUUCUAAAGGGACUAGUGAUGAAAAGUUGUAUAGAUGCAGAUGUCUUGAACCCGUAUGGCUUUCUAGAUACCAUUGUUUUUCCUGCCAUAGAACAUUUUACACUGUGGAGGAACUUGACAGUCAUAGUAAUGGCAAAUGCCGAUCAAGUUCAACAAUCCCUAGGAAGAGGAAAGAGAGUGGUGAGCCUCUUGGGGGCCGGACAAUGAAAAAAUCUGAAGCUCAGCAGCAUUUUUCUAUGACAAAGGACAGAGUUCAAGCUUGUAAAAAUGCUGAUUCUGAUCUUUCAAGGUACACUAAAUUCCUAUGCAAGGAUUCAAUGUGCCCUUAUAAAUUUGAAGAUAUAAGCUCUAAAUUUGUCACAAAUGACUCUAUCAAAGAGGUGGUGUGUGGAAUAGGAUUGAUUGGAUCAGAUGGGACACCAUCAAUUGUCCCUUCUAUGUCUCCUUAUUUGAAUGAUCCAACAUUGCGGAUUGUGGUUUCAAAUCAGGAUAUUACUGCUGAUGUUGAUCAAUGCAAGAUUCCUGAACAGGCAGUUGGCCAAAAUGAUCAGCCUGCAGGUAAAAGUUGCAUUGUUAAGGUUGAUCCUGGUGCUCGAAGGGUUAUGCCGAACAAACAUGAUGAGACUACUGAAGCUGGUUUGUUACUGCCAGGGUUCUCUCGUGAAAAAUCUAAGAAAAUUGUUGGGAGUAAUUUUGUGUCAUUCACCAUUACUGAUCCCUAUUGUAUGGUACCAGAGUCUUCUUUGAAACCAGUGGCUGCUAGAGGUGCUCAAAUACUACGACAACUAAAAAUUUGCUUACUUGACAUGGAGGCCGCAUUGCCUGAAGAAGCUCUUAGGCCGUCAAAGGUCCACUUAGAAAAAAGAAGAGCCUGGCAAGCUUUUGUAAAGGAAUCAGAAACCAUAUUUGAGAUGGUCCAGGCAACAAUUGUAUUGGAGGACAUGAUUAAGGCAGACUACUUGAAAAAUGAACGAUGGUAUUGGUCAUCAUUAUCUGCAGCUGCAAAGACCUCUACUUUGUCUUCACUCGCUCUGCGAAUAUAUGCCUUGGACAAUUCCAUUGUUUAUGAGAAGCCUUUAUCUGAUCUAACUUACACUGGCAGUUUGAAGCCCGGUGCUGAUGUAGAUCAGCAAUCACCAUCUAAUUUGGAUUCAUCAGAGAAAUCUAAGCAAGGAAGGCGAACCAGUAGGAGGAGGAGGGAUGCUGAGGGUUGACAGGAUUUAGAUGUUUUCUGCCUGGAAAUUUUUUCGAGUGAAACAGGAUUCCUUUUUGAAGUGCAUAGCAGCAAUUUUGUUAGUAAAUGAUGGUCUUCUCUGACCAUGUUUUGUUUCUGGUCAGGAGGGUUACGCUAAUAGCUAAAUGAUAUAUGUUGCUGCCCAUCACUGAGGUUCUUCGGGGGAUUCCAUGCUUACAUAUUAACUCGGGUGUUAGGCGAAAAAAAGUUUCGCAGAGGUAUAGCAUCCUAUUUUCGACUAAAUUUGUUGGAGCUUCUUGAUUGAGUUUCUUGGAACUUGGAAGGAAUGAAUACCUUUUACUCUAGGUAUUACUAUAUAUCACUAGGCAACAUUGAUAUAUGUAAAUCAGAAAGAUCAUGUAAAGAUAGUGUAGGAUUAGAAAUGUAUAAAUAACAGCCUAGUAGAAUUAGUCAAUUGCUCAUUUUUUUUCA
Molecule: messenger RNA, 7376 nt
Organism: Amaranthus tricolor (Joseph's coat)
Lineage: Eukaryota; Viridiplantae; Streptophyta; Magnoliopsida; Caryophyllales; Amaranthaceae
Product: methyl-CpG-binding domain-containing protein 9
Exons: 10
Coding region: 115-6924 (2269 amino acids)
Cellular component (GO): nucleus
Molecular function (GO): DNA binding; protein binding
Source: RefSeq, a predicted model, not a curated record